Molecule: messenger RNA, 803 nt
Organism: Halteromyces radiatus
Lineage: Eukaryota; Fungi; Mucoromycota; Mucoromycetes; Mucorales; Cunninghamellaceae
Product: ribosomal protein L22/L17
Exons: 4
Coding region: 61-738 (225 amino acids)
Biological process (GO): ribosome assembly; translation
Cellular component (GO): mitochondrial large ribosomal subunit; ribosome
Molecular function (GO): structural constituent of ribosome
Source: RefSeq, a predicted model, not a curated record
UCUUGAAUUCUUUCUUUUCUUGUCUUUUUCUUUCUCCUCUUUGUCUUUCUCUCCGCCACCAUGUUAUCCUUAAAUCAAGCUUUCAAGGCUUUGAAACCAUUCAAACAAUCUUCUCAACCUCUCCAGGUUUUGAAAGCCUUACAAACUGCUAGCUUCUCGACGUCUCCCGUAUCUUAUGCUGAACAACCACAACCUAUUCGACCUCAAGUUGGUGCCUCUUCUUUAUUCGAAAAUGUUCAAGUAGAAAGUGAGGCUCAAGUUGAAGAAAAACAAGUAGCUGAAAAACAAUACAACUGGUCAUCAGCGAACUUCAAGACUAGUCCAAGAAAAUUAAACAUGAUUGCACGACAACUUCGAAACUUGCCAGUAGAUGAAGCCAUUCGACAAUUGGAAUAUUCACCCAAACGAUCUGCCAAAAAGAUUUUACAUAACUUGGCCUUUGCAAAGAAAAAUGCUCAAGAACAAAAGAACAUGAAGAACUUGGUAGUAGCUCAAGCUUGGGUUGGCAAGGGUCGUUAUAUUCGACGGGUCAAUCCUCAUGGUCGUGGUCAAUUUGGUCUUAUGCAUCAUAAGGAAGCUCAUAUGAAAUUCAUUUUGAAGGAAGCUGACUCAUUGGUGAAGGAUCAAGAAAAGACUGGUAGACGGAACAUUCGUGGUUGGAAGGACACCAAAAAGGUAUGGACACCUCUUGUAGAAAACAAACCUAUUUACAAUCCCAAGCCCUUUUAUAACUGGUAGACCCAUACAUAUAUUUAUAUAUACUCUCUCUUCCUCCCCUUUUUUCUUUUUUUUUUAUCCCAUCA